Messenger RNA from Chrysochloris asiatica (Cape golden mole), 1108 nucleotides. It is a transcript of the gene SGTB, whose product is annotated as small glutamine-rich tetratricopeptide repeat (TPR)-containing, beta. The record is from RefSeq and is a predicted model, not a curated record. The coding region runs from base 24 to 938 and encodes 304 amino acids. Gene Ontology annotation, biological process: post-translational protein targeting to endoplasmic reticulum membrane. Lineage: Eukaryota; Metazoa; Chordata; Mammalia; Afrosoricida; Chrysochloridae. Gene Ontology annotation, cellular component: TRC complex; membrane. The transcript is spliced from 10 exons. Gene Ontology annotation, molecular function: protein binding; molecular adaptor activity.
GAAAACGUGUUUAAACUUCUAAAAUGUCAUCCAUCAAGCAGCUAGUUUAUGCAGUUAUUCGUUUCUUACGGGAACAAAGUCAGAUGGAUGCUUAUACUUCGGAUGAACAAGAAAGCUUGGAAGUUGCAAUUCAGUGUUUGGAGACAGUUUUUAAGAUCAGCCCAGAAGAUACCCACCUUGCAGUUCCACAGCCUUUGACAGAAAUGUUCAUGAAUUCCUUCUGUAAGAAUGACAUUCUGCCUCUUUCAAAUUCAGUGCCUGAAGAUGUGGGGAAAGCUGACCAAUUAAAAGAUGAAGGCAAUAAUCACAUGAAAGAAGAAAAUUAUGCUGCUGCAGUGGAUUGCUAUACACAGGCAAUAGAAUUGGAUCCAAACAAUGCGGUUUAUUAUUGCAACAGGGCUGCUGCUCAAAGUAAAUUAGGUCACUACACAGAUGCAAUAAAGGAUUGUGAAAAAGCAAUAGCAAUUGAUUCAAAGUACAGCAAGGCCUAUGGAAGAAUGGGGCUGGCCCUCACUGCCAUGAAUAAAUUUGAAGAAGCAGUUACAAGUUAUCAAAAGGCAUUGGAUCUUGACCCUGAAAAUGAUUCCUAUAAAUCAAAUCUGAAAAUAGCAGAACAGAAGUUGAGAGAGGUAUCCAGUCCUACAGGAACUGGAUUGAGCUUUGACAUGGCCAGUUUGAUAAAUAAUCCAGCCUUUAUUAGUAUGGCAGCAAGUUUAAUGCAGAAUCCUCAAGUUCAACAACUAAUGUCAGGAAUGAUGACAAAUGCCAUUGGGGGACCUGCUGCAGGAGUUGGGGGCCUAACUGACCUGUCCAGCCUCAUCCAAGCGGGACAGCAGUUUGCUCAGCAGAUACAGCAACAGAAUCCGGAACUUAUCGAGCAGCUGAGAAAUCAUGUCCGGAGCAGGUCAUUCAGCAGCAGCACUGAUGAACAUUCUUGAUUUGACUAGGAACCCUGGCCCAGAAUGUAAAUGAUUUAUGACUCUGAAUUCUUCACUGUAGAUAGUGGUCCCAAACAGUACCAUAUCUGAUGUUUGAAAAUAAUGGGAGGAAAAACUCUUGUGUAUAUUCCUAAAGAAUAAAUUGUUUAGACAUUAGGUUUAUCACAGAC